CUAAUGGCUGGAUCUAUAUCUUAACAAAAGCGUUUGAGACAUAGUUAAACGCUGUGCAAAUUAAGUUUCAAUAUUAGACACAUACUAAGGAUUUGUUUGAUUUAACCAAAUAAUAAUUCAAUGAUCUAGGACACAUUAGUAUUAUCGAUUAGGAAUGGAAUACAAUGUUUAGAAUCCGUUUUUAACUCACAAUGCCUUAAACGCUGUGAACUAUUUAAAAUACUCAGUGUUUGAAGCGUUACACGCGAGUAAAUGUGAAUCGUACAGAGAUUGAAGCAUGUUUUUACACGCGAGUUAAUAUGAGUUGUACCGAGGUUAAUAAUCCAGCUAAACUCAAGGGUUUCGUAAACAAAUAGGUCAAAUGAAAACGAUUAUUCUAUCAGGUUCAAAUUUAUGAAUAACACGGAGUUUAAGUUUUUGGUUUGAACGGAAGAUAUUUCAAUAAAACUGACAAACCCGCAUAAAUGAAACAGGAAAAUAUCAUAAACGUUUGCAGCGAUUUUUGAAGGAUGAGUGGAACACACUUUGUCACUUAAUAUUUUGAGAUAUUGAAGGUUGUCUAAAGACAAAUGGGUUCAAAGACAAGAUUAACGUUGGUCACACAAAAUUCGAGUUUUGAGGAUCCCUUAACAGUUCAUCCGUGGGACAAACUUAAGGACUCAUUGAUUGGAGAGCUUACGGGCGAUGACAUUAAUAGGUUGCUUACACUGUCAGAAUCGAAACUUGGGGCCCAUUAUGAAAAACUUUUGAACGAGGAGAGCACCAGUAAGUGUAACAAGUUCUUCCAUUGUCUGGAGGAUAGCCUGGGAGAAGAUGGCACAGUUAGAUACCUUCAAAACCUGAUGGGUGACCUGAACUUCCAUGGGGACAGUGGCAAUGUUAACUACCAGGAAUUAUUUCUUUUAUAUGAAGAAGAGAAAAGAGAUUACAUCUCGAAAUGUUCCCAGCUUGGUUUGGAAAUAGAUCCUACAUUUGUAGGGCGACAGAAUUUCAUAGAACAACUUCUUCAGAUUUUACACCGCGAAGAUCAGUACAAAGGACUCGUGUUAUGCGGAUUACCUGGUAUGGGGAAAACCAGUCUGGCCAGCCAGAUUUGUUACAGACUGAUGCACAACCACCACUGUAACUGGCACAUCACAGUUUGUCUCCAAAGAGAAAAAGACAAUUUUGGACAACUAAUGAACGACCUUUUAGAUGGUUUAAGCAAAGAGUUGUCUUUCGAGUCAGAGAUUCAUUUUGAAGAACUUACCGAUCGUGAUAAAAGAAGCAUACUGAUUAACAUGAUUGUGGAAAUGAGCCGAAAGACCUCGAAACACUUGAUUCUGCUUGACGACAUGGAUGACCAAUUCAACAGGAAUCCGUUCGAACUGCAUGAACUGUUAUCGUCGAUUUUCUACGAAAUAUCUAACUCCAAAAAUGUAAAGUUUCUGAUUACUGUAGGCAGCACGAUCUGUCCUGUGGGAGAAUUGUUGAAAUUUGGUGGCAAAGCAUUGUUAAAUAACACCAUGCUUGAAUUUGAAAUACCAGGUCUGGAUCUUGCUGACGCAACAAAACUUCUCUCUGCCAUAUCACAUAAGGAACUAGAUGGUUCUUUUUGCGAGACAAUUUCUAAGGAGUUCAAUGGCAACCCGAUGGCGUUAAAGGUCGCGGGGGUUGCUCUGAGGGAUUUUACCGAUUGUUCAAUGUACGCUUACCAAUCGAUCCUUACACAGACCGUGAAUUCCGUCUCUGGCCUCCUGCAAAAAUGUUUUGACAUGCUUCAGCCUGAGAAAAUAAAAUUUUCAUUACUCAGGUUGUCAGUUUUCCGGACAAACUGGUUCGAUGUUCAAGCAGCCGUCCAUGUAACAGAGGGCACUGCUAGACCACUGCAGGCUCAAUUUGACACGAAACAUAAGACAAAAGCGAUAGAAAAUGAAUGUACUACAAAACUGAAAUGUCUAAAAAAUAAACAUCUCAUAGAAGCUGACAAACUGCAAUCAUUCACAGGAAAGCGGAAUAUCAAAGAAAACCAACUGUAUUCGCUUCAUUCAAUUGUCCUCCGAUUUCUUUACGACACAUGCGAGAAGACAGAAGCUAUGCAAAAAGAACUUGAAAUUGCGAAAGAAAAUUUCAUUUGGUAUUUUUGUAAGAAAAUUGAACAUUAUGGAAAGGAAAAUUACUCAUCGCCAGUGGCUGCAAAAAAUGCACUUGAAAUGAACAAACCUCACGUAGAAUUGUUUUUCAAACUGGUAGGAGAGAGGGGUACACGUUUGGAAGACUACUUGUCCACAAAGAAAACAAAGGCAUCAACAUCUUCAAGAUGCGAAUAUGUCAUGAGCAUAGCAGAGUUUGCAUGUGUUCCUCAAAAACGAAUGUACUUUGCGAAAAAACAAUCACAGAUCGUCAAGGACAAUAAACAACUGUUCCAAUACAUUUACUGGAAGUCGAAAGAAGCUGAAUGCUUGUUAGCUUGUGACAGAACGGAGUUGGCAUUUAAAGAAAUGUCCGGUGUAUUUAAUGACUUUCGAGUAAGAGUAGACAUUGAACCGUCAGGAAAGGUAUGCCCUUCGUUUACAGCAGAAGGUUGGCACAUACAUCAUACAGACGAAGUAUUCUCUCUUACUAGACUGUAUGAAGUCUUCGGACAGGCGCUAUUUCAUAUCGGCCGAAAGGAAAAGAAUAAGCCAAAACUCAACAUUGCUCUGAAGAACCUUGAAAUUGCACAGGCAAUUUGUGACAACAUUCAGCAUCUGGACAAAAUAAAAAAGCAUGACAGAGCUAAAAUUCAAAAUGUAAUCGGCUGCGUACAUUUUGAACUAGGGGAUGUAAAUAAAGCACUUACCUUUCAUGGAUAUGCAUUAAGAAUUGUAGCACAGGAUGCACAGUUUACAAAAGAUCGAUGCCAUACUGCCAUUGUGGAGUACCAAGCUAAUAUCGCAGCUUGUGAACAUCAACUUGGGUUGAAUACGAAGAAUGAAAAUAACCGAAAAACACGUUUUGGAAAAGCUAUGGAGAUGUACAACAAAUGCAUUGAUAUCAACAAACGUAUGGGACGGGAUAAUUUGCCACCACAAGUCGUUUUGCUUCGAAACAGAGCUGAAAUCUUCUAUAUUGAGAAGGAGUACGAAAAAGCAAUAGCUGACGGUGAAAAGGUGAAAAAACGUUGCCUUAGCCUUUACGUGCCACCCCAUACCGAGUUGACAAUGGCUUUUGAACGUCUGGCAAACUACAAAUUCAAACUUGGAAAACGGCUUAUAGAAGUUGAAGGCGAACAAGAAAAGGGCAAGGAAUAUCUUUACGAGUCCCUUGAAAUGUACAACGCAGUGCUUAGUGAGAUUUGCAAAGGAGGCAUGCCAUCGAUAGAGCAAUCAGAUGAUGAAAGCAUAUUCCGUGAAUUGGCUGAGCUUAUCACACAUGGAUUACCACCGGUACGUUCUGGCCUAGCCAACAGUGAGUACAAGGAAGCCAUGAAUGCAAUAAAAGCGGGGAAUGAUACGCGUAUUAACGAUCACAACGAGACUGUCUUUCGUGACAUUGCACAGUGGUUGAGAGAUCGACGUUUAGAUCAGCCAUCAAAUAAAACCUACAGGCAUACGAAAGCAAACCACAUUAAAGUGAUGAAGAAGUUACGUCAGAAAGAUAGCGAAAUCAGAAAAACGAAACAGAAGUAUGAGACGUUUGAACUUGGAAAAUUUAACAAGCUGAUAUCUGAAAACCGGCGGUAUGUACCGGACUAUGACGCUCAAGAAAAGGUACGGCAAGCACUUCGGGCUGGGGCCUCAUUUAUACCAGACGCUGAUCAAGACCUGGACAGUUCUACCAGUGAGUCAGAGGAUGAUUCGGAAUCAGACUCCAAUGACACUUCAAGAACUAGUUCAACUUCAGACGGAAGUGACGAGGUUGACAUUCAAUCGGAAAUGAGAUUCUCACGACAAAGAAAGGAUAGCGGUAUGGAAGAAGACAUGUUCAUUGAUGAUGAGAAAAAUGAAAAACAGUCAGGGCAACAGGAAGAAAGUAUGAUGGUCGAGGCAUUAAUUCAUGACACAAAACAAAAAAAGCCCCAAAACGUGCUUGGUGACUCCGAGAUCUUCAAAUCAGACACUUGUUCGUCAACGUUUGAAGAAACAAAAGAACUGGUGAGACAAUUUGGCAUUGAUGAAGAAGUUCGAGAGACAUUUCAUACAGGUAUGGUUAAAAAAGAGGACGGCAAUGUAUUGAGAACGAGACGCAACUCGCAAUCAAAUCAAAGCAGGUCGUCGCAGUCGUCAGAUACAUCUUCAGGGUGUUUUUCAUUAAAGAGAAAGAGUUCUUCAACUGAGAGCCGUCGUCAAUCUUGGAGAACUGGAUCAAGUUAUGGGUCUCAAGCUGGUAGCAUCGAUGAUCCUGAUGUUGAUGAGGAGGAGGAUUUGUUGUCACAUUCGCAAAGAAUGGCAUUUAUUUUGGAAGGACCGCAAGAAAGAUUAUCUUUGUCUAUUAGUGACUUGGAAGUGACAGACAUAGGAGAAGAAGUUAACGAACCACAGCCAAAAGUUCCUAAGACGGAGAAUGGCAAAGAUGGGGGAAAUACCAAGCUUGAGGAAGGGUGAUAACUCCGUUCCUACGUUUAUGGUCACAUGCCUUUGGAUGUGUAAUGUGUAGAAUAGAAGACGUCAAUGACUGUAAAAUUAUCUAUAAUGUAGAUUUAUUUCGGGUAAUUCCUGCAAAGUGUUUGGGAGGAAUAUAAGCAGUAUAGAUGGACUGUUUUACAUCCAAAAUCAGUGUAAUUGUAUUUGUUUAGAUAUUAUUAAUAAUGAUCUCUGUAUUUUUUUCAAAUCGUUUAUUGAUCUCUUAACAAAUUAUCGUUUUAUAUAGACAAUUUGUUGCAUAUUACAAAGUUGUUCAUCCUACAUAUGUUUUAUUACCUUAAGCAUACCCAUUUGACAGUUGUCAGAAAUUAUUGGUCGAUGUGCAACGCUAAAAAUUUAAAUCCAUACCUUAUUUUAUUCAUAAUGUUAUAUUUCAUCUUUAUUCAUUACUGUUAAAUUAGAACCGAAAGAAAAAAACCUGCUUGCGGGCACUCUCACAUAAUAUAAAAACUGUUUUAAUUAACUGAUGUUAAGUAGACUCAUAAUUAUAAUUUCAUUGCUUUAAAACAUGUCGAUAAGUUUGCGGUAUACCCAUAUCAUAAUUAUUAUUUGUAUGUACUUCAUGAACGCCUCAAAGAUGAAUACUUUUGAAUAAAUGAAACAGAAGAUGC
Mya arenaria is the source of this 5215-nucleotide messenger RNA. RefSeq lists its product as uncharacterized. Lineage: Eukaryota; Metazoa; Mollusca; Bivalvia; Myida; Myidae. The transcript has 13 exons. Bases 570 to 4565 code for a protein of 1331 amino acids. Gene Ontology annotation, molecular function: protein binding; ADP binding. The record is from RefSeq and is a predicted model, not a curated record.